UCGCAUUGUAAACUCGAACAUCGCGCGUAAAUCUUAUCGCUUAUCACAACAAAGUAUGACACAUAAAAUUACCUCAAGACUCAAGAUAAAGGACACUCGAGCGAUAAGCAUCGCGGACUGAUUUCAUUCAAUUCUCACUAUUUGUUACCCAUUCCCAAAAUAGCGGAUAUUUCUUGAGAAUGUUGACGAUUUUGUUAUCUAUUUGAUUGGUGCGUUUAUGUGAUCAAAAGACAAUUUCCUCAGUGACACAAAGUAUCAAUAUGUAUAAACUAGUGCUAGCAUUUUUGUUAAUUAUAAAUUGUGUAGACUGUAAUCCUUGUACAAGGGUGGAGAGUAUAGACAUAACGACUGCAGAAGUGUUUGCAAAUGGUUCUAUAGUCCAUAAUGGUAUUGAAUAUUCGCAAAGUGUGUGGUAUGAAGUGAAGGAGAACGGAGAGAAGUUACGUUUUGGAUGUCCAUGUAUUGGGAGAACAUGUUUAUGGAAGUGCUGUAACCUUGGCGAAAUGUACGUGAACAGGAACUGUACUAGCAGUGAUUCGCCUGAAGUCAACCCGUUUUCCCCAUCGGUCUACACGGGCACGGAGAAAAUGAAUGUGGAGGCCAAAGAUCAUUUCUUCUACAUGACCAAUCGUGUUUGCGAUGAGCGAUACCUUGUGGAUACGUUGGUUGCUAAUGAAGCUUUGUUCAUUCAGAAGAAUGGCACUCUUAUGGAAAUAACAGACAAUCGCUCACAAUGGCAUUUACCAGGAUCGUAUUGCGUAGACGUUCUCACGAACUUCGGUACCGACGAAAGCCCCGUGAACCCGCGCCCAAUGGCCCUGGUUUGCUACCCUGAUGAAACUAAUGAAGACAGUGCUUUACUUCAUAUUGUUUAUGCUGUUGGACUAAUAUUAUCAGUGCCGUUCCUACUAGCAACGUUUCUCGUAUACGCUAUGAUUCCCGAGUUGAGGAACCUACACGGCAUGUGUUUGAUGGCGUACUGCGCUGGUUUGAUCGUGGCUUACCCAAUGCUUGCGUUUCUCAAGUUGAAUGUCGGACAAAUCACCGUAUCUGAAGGAGUUUGUCUGAGUUUUGCUUUCAUCAUCUACUAUGCGUUUCAGACAAGUUUCUUCUGGCUUAACGUCAUGUGCUUCGACAUCUGGAGGACUUUUAGCGGCUACCGCGGCGGGAGCAUGAACAAGCGGCGCGAUUGCAAUCGGUUCGUGCUGUACGGAAUGUACGCGUGGGGGGUGCCCGUGGUUCUCACAUCUGUCACCAUCGCCAUGCAGUUCAGCGAGCUGCCGCCGAACAUCAUCACACCAGGAUUCGGUGUUAGGCGCUGUUGGUUUGUUGAAUGGAUAGCAGAGCUGGCGUACUUCUUCACGCCAAUUUUGGCAUUGGUGGUUUGCAACGGGGUGCUGUUCUCGGUGACGGCGCAUCGAAUCCGCUCCAUCCGCCAAGAGACGGCGAUUCUGAAGGGUGCGGAGUCCUCACGCAGCGACAAACUGAAGCGGGAUAAACAGAGAUACGGCCUGUACCUGAAGCUAUUCAUCGUGAUGGGUAUCAACUGGAUGGUAGAAGUGAUCGGCUUCGCGGCUGGAGGCUCUAACUGGUACUGGAUCAUCAUAGACCUCUCCAACAUCUCACUCGGGGUGUUUAUAUUCUUCAUCUUCGUGUGGAAAAACAAAGUUCGCAAUCUCGUGCGAAAGAAGUUCGCGAAGUGGCGUGGCGAACCUGUCGAGGGUCGCACGGCAUUCUCUGACUCCAGCACCGGUCGGUGGGCCACACGAUCCAGCUCGGCCCCUACGGAAGUCACCAGAGUUUCCGCUGACGAGGCUGCUAUUCGGCUUAAGGAUAUUAACUGAUUUAGUUGGCACGGAUACCUAUGACACGAAGCCAAAGACUCCUCAAGGCGUGUGAAAACCCCACGUAUAUGUAAUUGUCACUUUUGUAUUGCUAUUCAACUUCAAAUUAUUUGAAUAUUUCAUAACUUUUUUGCCUGAUGGGCUUAUUGCAAAAGCGCGCAGACUAAAAAUUGGCCUGCAGCAGGGCGUGACAGUCAUGUAACUAUCGGUGUGACAUAUUCGAAAAAUGCUAAAUAUUUAUAGCUCCUUAAAAGUUUUAGUUUCUAUAAAAAAGGUUGGUAGAGCUCUUUGUAAUCUGCUUAUGAAAUGCCUCCAAGAAUGAUAAGGCAAUGUGAACCUAAGUGGUUUCAUGUGCUAACUCGCGAGGGAUAUAAUUAUUAAAAUUCCUUAUGAAGGAAGCCCCCCCCCCCCCCACACACAAGCGUCUUUCGAGCGUCAGCGUCUUGCCAACGCACGAACAGUGUCGUCGGCGCGUGCGUGCGGUCACAAGAUGUUCACGCUCGAAAGACGUCCACGUCUCGUAGACGUGGGGAUCUCUAAAAUGUGCAUUUAUAGGUACAUAUUGAAUUUAGAUAUCCAAUGUACGAGUGAAAAAUUUAUUUACAAUUCCGCAAUAUAAAUAUAGACUUUAAUCCCACCUCGAAGUACAGCACGACUGAAUCUUUUAGAUUUAUAUUCAGUUUAGUCUGUUCAAUUAUCGCACGCUAAAGCACGGUGAAGAAUAACGUCAUGAAGAAUCAUGUUAUCAAUCAGUUUCUAGUCUUCGAAGACGUGUGAAAUCCUUAAUCUACAUAAUAUAUCGAGUCUACAUAUGCCACUGUGCAACGAAUAUGGAUUAGUACUUAAUCGUGACAACCAGGGAUAGAUCUAACUUGUCGGCUUGAGAAUUCUACAAUUCCUUGUUUUGUUGCUUAGUUUUUAUUAAUCUUUAGAUACCUCUUUUGUAGGAAGUGAUGUUCCUAUUAUAGUUAGAUUAUAGAUACCUACUCUAUACUUGAAUGAAAUUGUG
This is a messenger RNA of Hyposmocoma kahamanoa, 2853 nucleotides long. Its product is annotated as G-protein coupled receptor Mth2-like. Gene Ontology annotation, cellular component: membrane. Gene Ontology annotation, molecular function: G protein-coupled receptor activity. The transcript has 9 exons. Gene Ontology annotation, biological process: cell surface receptor signaling pathway; G protein-coupled receptor signaling pathway. The coding region runs from base 261 to 1844 and encodes 527 amino acids. The record is from RefSeq and is a predicted model, not a curated record. Lineage: Eukaryota; Metazoa; Arthropoda; Insecta; Lepidoptera; Cosmopterigidae.